UUGGGUCUUUGACUCAGAUGAGUCAAUUCCUAAUUCAGGAUCUACCUCUUCUAGCUCCAGCCAGAGCGGGGAUGAUGCUGCUGAUGAUACUUUUGAAAGUACUUCUGAUGAUACUUUUUGAAAGUACUCUUGGAAAUUUCUCUCCUUUUCAAAUCAAUGUCUGUGACCUUUAUUAAAGCUCUUAUCAUGUGAAACAAUUCUAAGACAAACAAAAAGAAAAUUUUUGAAAAAUGGGGUUUUGGGUCUUUGACUCAGAUGAGUCAAUUCCUAAUUCAGGAUCUACCUCUUCUAGCUCCAGCCAGAGCGGGGAUGAUGCUGCUGAUGAUACUUUUGAAAGUACUUCUGAUGAUACUUUUUGAAAGUACUCUUGGAAAUUUCUCUCCUUUUCAAAUCAAUGUCUGUGACCUUUAUUAAAGCUCUUAUCAUGUGAAACAAUUCUAAGACAAACAAAAAGAAAAUUUUUGAAAAAUGGGGUUUUGGGUCUUUGACUCAGAUGAGUCAAUUCCUAAUUCAGGAUCUACCUCUUCUAGCUCCAGCCAGAGCGGGGAUGAUGCUGCUGAUGAUACUUUUGAAAGUACUUCUGAUGAUACUUUUUGAAAGUACUCUUGGAAAUUUCUCUCCUUUUCAAAUCAAUGUCUGUGACCUUUAUUAAAGCUCUUAUCAUGUGAAACAAUUCUAAGACAAACAAAAAGAAAAUUUUUGAAAAAUGGGGUUUUGGGUCUUUGACUCAGAUGAGUCAAUUCCUAAUUCAGGAUCUACCUCUUCUAGCUCCAGCCAGAGCGGGGAUGAUGCUGCUGAUGAUACUUUUGAAAGUACUUCUCAGCCUUCUUGUGAUCAUAGUUGCAGUUCAGUUGCAAAUUUCAAGAAAACUGAUGACAUGAGCUGGGGCCUCGAACCUGGAGCUCUUGUAAACCCAGACCAUGAAGAUCGUCGGAUGAUUCCCGAUAAAGAUUACCAAAAUGAAGAAGAUAUUGACAUAAGGAAAGGUCCAUGGACUGUGGAAGAAGACUUUAAGCUUAUAAAUUAUAUCAGCACCCAUGGCGAAGGACGCUGGAACGCAGCUGCUCGCUCUGCAGGAUUGAAACGAACUGGUAAAAGCUGUAGAUUAAGAUGGUUAAACUAUUUGCGGCCCGAUGUUCGACGUGGCAACAAAACUCUUGAAGAACAACUCUUAAUUCUCGAAUAUCAUGCUUGGUGGAGGCAAAAGAUGGUAAAAAAUAUCGCAGCAUUUUCCGGGAAGAACAGACAAUGAGAUAAAGAACUGCUGGAGAAGGAGUGUCCAAAAGCAAGCAAAGCAGCUUAAAUGUGACGUUAAUAGCAAACAAUUUAAAGAUACUAAGCGCUACCUUUUGAUUCCUCGUUUAAUUGAUCGAAUGCAGGUCGCAUCUGUAUCUUACACGUGUCAAGCUCCGGUCACAUCCGGAUCUUCCAUGGGUCAAGCCUGGUUCACAUCUGGAUCUUCCGCUGGUCAAGACCAGGUCACAUCUGGAUCUUCCAUGGGUCAAUCCUGGUUCGUAUCUGGAUCUUCCACGGGUCAAACCUGGUCCACGGCCGGAUCUUCCACGGGUCAAAACAGCUCCUAGCCUCAACUCUUGGCAGUAUUCAAGGUUCAAUGUACUUUGAUUGGAAAGACAUAUACUAAACACUUGGUGUCAGAUGAGAUAUAUAAAAAACACUUUGAGUGCAUCAACUACUUUAGAGACGAAACGUUUGAUACUCUUCUCUCUUAAGUGAGAUUAAGAGUUUUAUCUUUAUGGACGAAAUAAAUACUCAUCAGAAGUAUUUUAAUUUUUA
This is a messenger RNA of Jatropha curcas, 1794 nucleotides long. Lineage: Eukaryota; Viridiplantae; Streptophyta; Magnoliopsida; Malpighiales; Euphorbiaceae. The record is from RefSeq and is a predicted model, not a curated record.